AUGUGCGAAUUCCAGUUUCAUGACGAAGAUGCGGAGGCGGCGGUGAUAUUUGUCUCAUUUCAAACACUUUUAUCGCAGGAAUGUGUGGGUUUCAUAGACAAUGUACGAAGCCACGUCCCCGUCGAGGGCCAUUACCUUGCUAUCGGUCAUCCAUGGGGACCACCAAAUCAAAAUGAAAUUCUUUACGAUGGUGGGUUUGCUUACAUGCCUUCCUGCCGUGAUUUCUGCUGCCAGAAGAAGUCUGUGGAGGAUUGGAUGCGGAGGGUGAAAUAUAUUCACGGCAUUGCGCCAAACAUAGGGAAAGAGGAUAUAUCAAAGUUAAAAGAUUUUAGUGGAAUAAAGAAGGCGCAGACAAAUUUCCUGGAGGCUCAGCAGAAGGGUGACAAGAACUGGUUGCCGUGCAGGGGCAAUCCAGAUAGACUUGUGGAACAAUUAUUCGAAGCUAUGGAUGCUGUCCAAAGUUUUAGAUACAGACAUGCAACUCCCCUCCGCACUGGCGCUGUUGUUUUUCUAACGACACGCGAUACGUUGAACAUGGCGCGCGUUUCUAUUCAUUGGUUGUUAAGCCAACAACCUGAUGACUCCAUGUUGUACACCGUGCAAGCGAUUGAGGACAUAAUUCCCGCGUGUAGCCCGCUUGUUGACGCGGAAGAGCGAGCCAGCCCAAAUAUGGAAGAACGCUGUCCUAUACAUUCGGAUCGUCGCAAUCAACCUGGCAAUUUGUACAGGUGCUGCCGCGCAGAGACAGGAAUACUUCGUCGCGUGGCAGAGCGUUUAGGCGAUUACAUCAGUAGCCUCGUUGCAGGGGACGAACCUGAAGUCGUGUAUCCACUGCAACCUUUUGUGGAUUGUGAAAGUGAUGAGAGCGAUUGA
Trypanosoma brucei brucei TREU927 is the source of this 873-nucleotide messenger RNA. RefSeq lists its product as hypothetical. The transcript has a single exon. The record is from RefSeq and is a predicted model, not a curated record. Lineage: Eukaryota; Euglenozoa; Kinetoplastea; Trypanosomatida; Trypanosomatidae. The coding region runs from base 1 to 873 and encodes 290 amino acids.